AAUCCCCUCUCACAGACACAGCUUCAUCUUGGGUUUUUUUUGUCUAUAUUUCAAUUCUAGGUUACUUAAGAAGCUUUUCAGUGUAGACUUUAUUCACAAUGCAUGAUUUGCAAUUAACAAAAUAGCUUACACAGGAACCUAAAAUCAAAGGAUUUAGCGACAUGACCUGAGUAAAGAUGAUCUGGAGUUGAGAUUAAAAUGUCUGGAGAACUCAUGGACACCAAUUACGAAGGCUCAGCGGGGAUCGAUGCUGCAACCUUCAACUUCAGCGGUGUGUCCAACACGUGUAACCGCACUCACGGGGACUACCUCCACCUGUCAGACUUUGCCAAAACGGAUUUUGCUGGAGAUGGCGCCGCUGUUGUGCGUAUUGUCAUCUCUGUCAUUUACUCGCUGGUUUGCGCACUGGGUCUGGUUGGGAACUUACUGGUCCUGCAUUUAAUGAAGACAAAACACAUGUGGAGAAAAUCCUCCAUUAAUCUUUUUGUAACUAGUCUGGCGGUGACUGACUUGCAGUUUGUGCUCACUCUGCCUUUCUGGGCGGUGGAGAACGCGCUGGACUUCACGUGGCUUUUCGGCAAAGCCAUGUGUAAGAUUGUGUCCUAUGUGACCGCUAUGAACAUGUACGCCAGCGUGUUUUUCCUCACUGCCAUGAGCGUUGCGCGGUAUUGGUCUCUCGCCUCUGCGCUUAAAGGGAGGAGGCGGCGCCCGUUGUGCUGCGCCGCGCGGUGCAUUACAGUGUUCAUCUGGAUUGCCGCUGUGUCUGCCGCUCUGCCGCACGCGGUUUUCACCACAACCGUGACUGUCUCAAAUGAGGACUUGUGUCUAGUCAAAUUCCCAGAAACAAACGGCAGCGCGCAGCUUUGGCUGGGACUAUACCACUCUCAGAAAGUGCUGCUGGGAUUUGUUAUACCUCUGGCGAUCAUCUCAGCUUCCUAUCUACUUCUUUUGCGCUUCAUCACAUCCAAAAACAUUAACACAUCGAGCGCAAAACGGCGCGCAAAAGUCACAAAAUCUGUUACCAUUGUGGUUUUAUCUUUCUUCCUUUGCUGGCUGCCCAAUCAGGCGCUCACCAUGUGGGGCAUCCUCAUCAAACUCAACGUGGUUCAUUUCACAUAUGAGUACUACACCACGCAGGUGUACGUCUUCCCUGUGUCCGUGUGCCUCGCGCACUCAAACAGCUGCCUGAAUCCCGUCCUGUAUUGCCUGACGAGGCAGGAGUUCAGGAAAGCGCUGAAGAAACUCUUCUGGCGGAUGACGUCGCCAAAUGUACGACCGAUCACAGCCACCACGAAGCAGGAGGUGGACGAGCAAAGACAUAUGCUGGCCCCGGUGAACGCGCCCGAGGAGCCCGCGCUGGUGUUUUACCCUCCUGGGGCUGUGAUGUACAAUGACAGGAGAGAUCUGCCAAACAGCCACUGAACUGUCAUAUUUGUUGAAUGCUCCUUUUUCUUUUUCAUCAGUAAUGUUCAUCGCUCAGUUUUUUGUCUGGAGAUUCUGGAAUGAUUGAAAACAUUUUGUACAUCUCAGCCCGGUGUAAUAGACAAGGGGACAUUCAAUGUGCAUCAUCAGAGUAUAGAACGCCUUUUGAAUAAAUACGUUUGUCCAACCUA
This is a messenger RNA of Notolabrus celidotus (New Zealand spotty), 1613 nucleotides long. RefSeq names its product relaxin family peptide receptor 3 (gene rxfp3). The transcript has a single exon. Gene Ontology annotation, molecular function: G protein-coupled receptor activity. Gene Ontology annotation, cellular component: membrane. The record is from RefSeq and is a predicted model, not a curated record. The coding region runs from base 199 to 1422 and encodes 407 amino acids. NCBI's taxonomy places the organism in Eukaryota, Metazoa, Chordata, Actinopteri, Labriformes, Labridae. Gene Ontology annotation, biological process: immune response; G protein-coupled receptor signaling pathway.